GCGUGUGUGCAUAGCUCGGUGAGAGUCGAGGUCGAGGCGGCCGCGGGGACGAUGGCGGCCGCAGAGUAGAACCAAACAAACGGACAAAUGGCGCGUCUCUCCUCCUCCAUGUUCUUCUCCUCCUUCUUCCUUCCCUCCCGCUGACCGUCCGCAGCUCCGCUCCUCCCGGUCUCACCGUCGACACCUAUGCCGCAGAGGAGACCCCGGACGGGACUAGCUACAUGUGAUUUAUGUUGGGUAACGGGGUGAAGCGGAAACUGGAUGACGAUGAGGACGGUUUGGAGGAAGGGCGGCGUCCUCUGGCAGUCGACGGCAUGUCUCAGGCGUCCUACACCCUGCAGCGUCAGACGGUCCUCAACAUGUCCUUCAUGAAGCUGUACAGUCCGCGCGUGGGCGCCGACCUCGGCCUUCAGCGCCGAGUCCUCAUCAACAAUGUCAUCCGCCACAUCCAUGACGACCUCAGGCAGGAAGGCGGCGCCGGCGCUCUCUUCUUCUCUGCUUCACUGCCUGUCACUGCCGCCGCCCGUAAGGAUGAAAGCUACGGUCAGUCGCCGCCUCCACCCUCCUCCUUCAGCAUCCUCUCCUCAUCACAGCCGGGACUGACGGCGCUGGACUCCUGCCUGACCCCUGCCUCACUGCUGGAGGAGGACCUGCCCAUGUUCUUCACCCUGCCGCCCUCCUCCUCCACGCAACACCACUCCCUGAGGCCGGCGCCCAAAGACAGCUUCUCCUCAGCCCUGGAGGAGAUCGAGGAGCUCUGUCCUUCCUCUUCGUCUUCCUCCUCCAGCCCACCUUCGCAGCCUCCUGCUCGGGUUCUGUUUGAUGUUGUCAUGAAGGAGGAGCGGCGAGGCUUUCAGGAGGUGGAGAGCCGGUUGGAGAAAGCCCCUCCCUCGCCGUCCUGCCCGGGCUCCUUCCUGACUGACUUCACGCUGGACGAUGUCCUCUUCACAGACAUUGACACUUCCAUGUACGACCUCGGGCCCUGCCUGCCCCCUUUAGGAGCGCCGCCAUCCAAGAUAGCUGACGACCUUGUCCGGUCGAUGUCAGGGGCCGGAGCUCAGAACCAGCCUUUUAAUAAACUGGACCUGGCCGAGCUGGACCACAUCAUGGAGGUGCUGGUGGGCAGCUGAGAGGAGAGUUUUUAUAACUUUUUGUUAAUUUUGUACAGUUUUAAAGUUACGUCGUCACGCCGGCCUUAUUCUGGAGGAGUCAAGCUGCUGUGUGUGAGGUUUUUACAUCAAUGAAUUCUGAGACAUUAAUUUCCUUUCAAAAGCUUUUAUUUUAUGCUUUGGAUGGAGAUCCAAACAGGCCCUCUGUAGAGAGUUUCAGAGAUGGCAGGUGGUUCUGGUAAUGAAAUGAAAUGAGGAGAGGCAGGAAACACUGUGUAAAGGCCUGGUCACGCCACCACAAGUGGCCCAGAGAAAGUCAACUCUGGCCAUCAUGGUAGCACGAGUCAGUUACAGAAGCUUUAGAACAAACACAGCAUCUGAGUUUAAAGUAUUGGAAGCAUGAUGAAGAUCCACCAGCAGUCUGUCUUCCAGCAAACUCCGGGAUUAAAUAACGCCAGCGUGAAGCACCGUCCGGUUUUUUAUCGCUGCCCGAUAAUUGUAAGAAACAAAAUAUCUCCAGAGACGUUUUAUUUUUACUGUCUGUGCAUGAGUAUUCAUGAAAAAGUAAAACAAUCCAGUGCCUUAAUCUGUCACGAACGCUGAAGGACGUUUUAUUCCAAAAUGCAGUUAAAUUACUUUAAAUUCAUCAUGUAAUGUCUUUUAAAAGUGGAAUUUAUUUUGUCAGCAAAGAAUGUGGAAAUCUUUUAAAAAAGUUACACAACGUGUAAAUGUCGAGCUGUUGGCCCGUGGGCGUCAGUUCGUAGUGCACUGGGGGAAGCCCCGUAGUGUCACUUUUAAACGGUAAAUGUAGGUGUAGGAUAUUUAACUGAAAAGUCAGAGUAAGGACGUGGAUGGGGAUGACGGGGGCCACAAACCGGACUUUGAACCAGGAGACCGGUGUUAGUUUCCCGUGUGAAAGAAAAAGUCAACAUUAAAUGGUUUUAUUUAUGUUACAUAAGUUAACUGAUGUACUUAACAUAGUUAUUUUAACCUAAACCCUGAUUCUGAUCCUUUCCUAAACCAAGCCAAAUUGUGAUGUUUCACAACGUUAACAAGUACUUUUAUUUUGAAAGUCUAACUGGAUGUUGCAUAUUUAUUGUUGCCAACUUGAUCGUGGAGCCCUAAACAUGGAAUGACUUUAAAGCAGUGGCUGGCAGUAGAGUUAAGAUGGGGAACAGGUUGAUUUUGCUGUAAAGUAAAAUAUGAGUCUGCUGUGAAGAUUUUCACAGAUCUCCUGAAAAGACCAAAGACAACAACGUGUUGGCCUGCCAGGAUUCACAGGAAGGAUCAAAUCAUUUGUUUGUUUUAGGGUUUUUUUGUUGGGUUUGAUAAAAAGAAAAAGAAAUAAUAUCACCAGACUUUGUUUCAAACUAAAUUUGGCAGUUUUCUCUGUUGAGAAAUCACAGCAAACGUCUCUAGCGUGUUACAGUAUCCUCAGCAAUUGACACUUUGUCGUCGUCGGUACAGUUUGUCCCGGUUGUCGGGUGAAAACCAAUUUAUAAAUCAGUAAUAAAGCUUCCAUCUAAAACAACACGUUACUGGCUGAGAGAACAUGGAUGUACAGGUGCAUCUCGUGGAAAAGUUCAUUUUCUUCGGUGUGUUUAGUUUAAAAAAAAGAUUCAUUACACAUAAAGUGAAAUAUUUUAAGCAAUUUUUUUGUUUUAAUCUAGAUGAUUACGGCUUACAGCUCAUGGAAAUCAAAGCUCCAGUAUUUUAAAAUGUACGACAGUGUUAGAAUAAAGAUUUUAUAAUAAAGAAAUGUCAACCUGAGAGGAGCUCUAAUCAGCUGAUUAACACCUGCAAAGGUUUCCUGAGUCUUUCAUCUCUCUGUCUGGUUCUGGUGCUCACAAUUAACUUUUCCAUGAUAUUCAAAUUCUUUGGGAUGCACCUGUAGUGUAUUUUACUCUCUAAAUAUCCGAUUUGGUCAACAGUCGUCCGCUAACGAACACAGUGUGGACCUCCUUUAGCUUCGGUCUAAUUUUAACUUUGCAGAACUCACUUUAAACUCUGUUUUAACUUGACCAAUCAAAUCUCACCAAAAUAAAAGAGCGGUAAGUAACUGCAACCGGGCGUAGGCUACAAACCUCACAUCUGGUAAAAAGGAAUCAUUUAACUACGUGUUUAAAGGAGGUACCGUGUUUUUAUUUUUUUACACCAACAGCGGCAUUAAUACGAACUUUGAAAUGCAGUCGUCGUCUUUUAUUAGCCGGCCCAGAACACACGACUGUGAAUUAUUUAUUAUCUCUCAGCUCCAGUGUAUAUUUAUUGUUAAAACUAAUGUUUGUACGUAACAUAACAUGUAUUCUGUUUAGAAUCCACCAAAACUGACGUCUGACGAAAUCUGACAGAAGGUCAACUCUGGGGGUUUGGGUGAAAUGUCUUCUAUGGAAUUUACCGUCAUUUAAUGAAUGAAUUUUCCACACUAUGUAAUGUAUAUAUUUUAGGAUUUCAUCAAUGCAAACCGCCUGAGUUCAACCACAGCUCUUGUGUGUGUUUGAGAUGAGUGGGUAAACACUGGGACAGUUUUACUUAAAAUUUUAAUCUAAAACACUAUUUUUGUUUUUAAACGUUUGAACUUGUUUCUGAUUUAUAUGUUUGUUUCCACCUGGUAUUAACUUGCAGUCUGUAUAUCUUGGUGUGUGAUCCGGAUUUAAAAAAAACUCCUGUUAAAGGUGUAAAAGCACCUAGAACACAUUUAGAGUUACUUAAAAUGGUGUUUAUGGAUCAGAUUGAUCAGAUGGGAUCGAUCCUGAUACGUCUCCACCUGCUGGACUGAUGAUGUAGCAGCAGGUUGUUACACCAGUAAGAAGAACUGGGUCCCAGUAAUUGUAUACAGUAUGUACUCUGUCUUUAUAUAUUAUAUAUUUUUUAUAAAUCUUCAUAUGUGUGUCUUUAUAAUAAACUGGUGUUACAGUUGG
Micropterus salmoides (largemouth bass) is the source of this 4027-nucleotide messenger RNA. RefSeq names its product SERTA domain-containing protein 2-like. The record is from RefSeq and is a predicted model, not a curated record. The coding region runs from base 231 to 1130 and encodes 299 amino acids. Lineage: Eukaryota; Metazoa; Chordata; Actinopteri; Centrarchiformes; Centrarchidae. Gene Ontology annotation, molecular function: transcription regulator activity. Gene Ontology annotation, cellular component: nucleus. The transcript has 2 exons.